GCGGCGAGAGGGCGGCGACGGCUCGGUCGGCAGCGAGCAUCGGAGACGCCGGCGAGCCGGGGGGUCCCCGCGGAAGGGGGCGCGCGGGGGCUCGCUCGCCCGGCCGCCGCGAGGUAGUGGCGAGGCGAAGCGUGCGCCCGCUCGGCGGCGGCCGUUGGCGGGCGACUGGCCCGCGAGCGCACUUUCGCUCUCCAGCCGGCUAUCUCCUCGAGUGAAGUUGCUGACACACAGGAAACCCUCCGACCGCUGAGAGCCUGCUGCCCGCGGCUCCCCCGCCGCCAGUCACAGGCUGAGGUCUCUAAGGCCCCCUAGCACCAAGCCAGGUGUUUGCAAACUGCGCACAGCCGGCAGUCCGGGCUGGGAACGCCCAGGCGUUGCGCGGCGCCUCGCUUCGCCCAGCGCAAAGAAAAGUGAAGAACGAAGUUGCACUUCUAAGCCUCAAGUAAAAGAAAUCAAGAAAUUUGGAAGAGGUUUCAGGACUAGCUCUCUUUCAGCGUACAAAUACCUUCAAAGAGGCAAGCUCAGGACCUCGCCCCUGCUAUUGAAGAGAAGAAGCUGCAGAAGCCAGGAAAAGGCCACAUCCUCCAGCACAGGAAUUAUGAAAAUGCUGGACGUGUGAGGACAAACAAGACUGGGCCUGCUCUUGAAGCUUGAAAGAUAAAUCGAAAAGAUAGAAAAGCCAAAUUCACUUUGGCAGAUAGACAAGGGGAUUAGCGAAAAUGCUCUUCGAGGAAUGGAUAAGCUAAUGGAUUUGUUAACAACUGUGCAAAUUCUGACAAUUACAAGUCUUUCCUUAUGGUUUGGAGAGGAGCUCUGCCAAGAGUUGUGUUUCGUAUGAGUAAGGUUUACGAAGGGAAUGAGUGGUCAGAUGCUACCUGACAUUUAAUUCCGUAUACAGGAAUUAAUACUUUACCUUGUACACCAGUCUUUCUCAGAGUGGGCUCCAUAGCCCCUCAGUGGUUUUCACUGUGUGAUUAAAGUGAUCCAGAGACAGCUGGGUUUUUUUGGAAAGUGAAGUAAUGAACAAUUUCAUUCACAUACAUAAUCUGGAAUGUAAAGCAAUUUUCUAAAAAUAUGGUUAUUAUAAUUUCUACAUUCUUAGGAUGGAUGCAUGCGUUAUAAGGAUUUAACAUAAAAUCUCCUGCAAGGACCAGGCAGGUCAUGUGUAUAACUGCGGCUGGUAGUUGGCAAUGAGUUUCUCAGUGUCAGGGAGAAAUAGGGAGGAGGGGACUGUGAAGACCAGCAGAGCAGAUUCUCCCUAAAGAGGCAAGAUGCAAAGCAGCCCAACUGAUUGUUGACAAAACAUUAUCACAUCGUGUACUGUAAUACUGAAAAUAGACAAAUUAUAAUAUUUGUGUUUAACUUUAUUUAUGUACUGUAGGUAUGUCUUUUUGUAAAGACUGGCCAUAAAUCUGCUCUCUAGGCAGCCUUUUUAAGCAUGUGCAGCAUGUGUGUGUAUUAACAAGUGAUUCAAAUUUAAAACACAUGUGGUUACCUAUUGUACAGGCAAAAGAGCCUCUAUUUGUGUUCCAGGUGUGACCCAUGGCAACAAUGCAUCAAUUGCAUUGGCUCCUUCUUCUUUACUACUUGGCUUUUGGAGAAGAGAAGCGGGGGUCACUAGCUAAACCAUUGUCAUAUCUUUUGCCUAUUAUUAUUUACUAUGUUAAGUCUUUUAUUGCUUGUAUAUUUGUUAGACAUACAAUAUAUAUAAUAAAUCUAAUACUGUUGUGUUUAUUAUAUACUCUAAUAUAUGUCACAUUUGCAAAAUCAAUAGUUCAAAAGUGGUCCAUUGAAAAAGAAACAAGUAAAUACAAAUAUUUUAAAGCAAAGAUGGCGUGUAAAUCUGUUUGUGGUGAGAGAAACAAGUUAAUCAAAGCUACGUGAUAAGAAAGUCAGCAGUAUUUCUACCACAUGACUUCCUAAUAUUAUGUCAUCAUCAGCCAAGAUUUCUUUAAGAGUGCCCAAACUAUGAUAAGCAUCACAUUGUAUUAAAGUUGAAGCACUGAAAUUUUUGCCAUCAAAAUUACUGUACUGAAUUUAUUAUUAACAAUUUUGAAGGGAAUUCAUUUUUAUUAUGUGAUAAUCUUUAUCUUCAUAUAUCUUCAUAUUAGGAAAAUUGGUGAAGUUAACAUGAACUGAAUUUUAAAAAUAUGUCUAUUCAUUUGUUCCUGAUUAUAAUGAUAUGAUAGCUAUUAAUUAAACAACAAAAA
Chinchilla lanigera (long-tailed chinchilla) is the source of this 2210-nucleotide messenger RNA. RefSeq names its product translation initiation factor IF-2-like. The record is from RefSeq and is a predicted model, not a curated record. NCBI's taxonomy places the organism in Eukaryota, Metazoa, Chordata, Mammalia, Rodentia, Chinchillidae.